AUGAGCACUUUUGGAGCACAUUUUACAUCGGACGCUAGAACAUCAUUGGCAUAUUUGACACCAAAACCAAAAGCAUUGGUCUACUCUGCUGUUAAAAUUGGUGGUCAUCCAUUGGACCACGUCCCGUUUCGAUGUCGUGGUCUACCUUCUAGACCAUUGCUAGGCUAUAUGCGAGAACAAUCUGCUCGACAAGAUAUGUCGCUGCGGUUCCAGACGUCAGAUGUUUUAUCUAAAGCGGCAAUGCAUGAGAUUGUACCAACUGUACCGAAUUUAUAUGACUGUAGUCGUUGUUUGAAGCUACGACAACCCUCGCCUCGAAUACAGCUUUGUUGUGGCCAUCCUGUGUGUGCCACGUGUGUAGCUUCACGCACGAUGAAACAUGUAGAGUACAACCGGACGUGUUUUUUGGAAUGUACACGCUGCAAUGACAUGGUGGCCAUUGAAGCUGUUGUAUUUACGAACUAUAUCUUACGUAUGGAACCGUCUUCAGCUCGUACGGUACCAUCAGUUGUGGUGCAAAAGGACGAGGCGCGUGAGACGUCAUUGACAGGUGCUUGGAAACAAGGAGGUGUUCUUGCGGCACUAUCGUUCAUAGCCGGGAGAUAUAUUCCUACGGGUAAAAGUGUAAGUAAAGCUCGACAAAAGAAGCAGAAUGCUGUAAAGGAUGCCAAAAGCAUAGUGGCAGAGGUGCUGCCAGAUAAAGCAGAUGAGCUGCUAGUGCAUGGAGCUGCAGCUUUGUCGAAGGAAACGUCUAAAGCCGAUGUCAUCGUUGCAAAGGGCCGUGAGAGAUGGGCGAAGCGCGUUCAAGGUCUUCAACCGCCGUCUAAGCUGCUGAAGUUUUCAUUUUUGCGGACGUUGGGUAUUGGAAACUUUGCUGAGGUGAUGCUUGUGGAGACCCGUAGCGGGAAGCUUACUGUACUCAAAGAAAGUGACAAGCUACCUGAAGCUGCGAACGAAAUCAGCAUGUUAUCCCGUGUGCAAAAUCCCCACGUGGUGCAGAUUCAGCAGUAUUUUAUCGAGGAAAUUGGUCAUCGCCACUUUAUGUACAUUGAAAUGGAGUACUGCGACGGUGGUGAUCUACGGCAAAUGCUUGAAACAAAGGGACGACUGGAGACAGAUAAGUUUGAUUUGAUGUUCCGCCAAUUGUGUCUUGGCUUGAAAGAAAUUCACCGCCAUGGAAUUGUUCAUCGAGACUUGAAACCAGACAAUGUGCUGUUAACGAAAGAUGGCACAGCAAAGAUUGCGGACUUUGGUGUAUCGACAUAUUUGGAAAGUGAUCUACUAACGCAUCAUGCUGCCGGUACGCUAGCAUUCAUGGCGCCAGAGGUUCGACGGUAUUUCUUGGGAGAGGUUGUGAGUUACGACUACAAGGCAGAUAUAUGGUCGUUAGGCGCUUUGGCUGUAGCGAUGCUAACAGGUAACCCUGAGCCACGAGUGGCCACUCGUUCAGUGGAAAAGCUCGUAGACGAAUUCAAGGCAUACUCAUUGGAUGGCAAGUACCUUAUGUUGGUAGAAAGGAUGCUAACUACGCACCCCGCAGAUCGGAUAUCACUGGAAACUUUGCUCAAAGCAUUUCCGUUACUCAAUUCUCGGUUGUAA
Molecule: messenger RNA, 1599 nt
Organism: Peronospora belbahrii
Lineage: Eukaryota; Oomycota; Peronosporomycetes; Peronosporales; Peronosporaceae
Source: the annotation of a GenBank genome assembly